CCGCUAUAGCUCUCCAUAGGGGUACAAACAAGUCAAACAUACAUGCGGGGUUAGAGUGGGAUUGGAGGUCUUCAGUAUUGAACAUAAUUCAGUUCUCCUGGCUCAAAGAGUAACCAUGAGAGAUUGAUUACAUGCUCAAACAUGGAAGGGGUUUCAGCAGCAGCUAGCGUCUUUGGUGUCAUUCAACUCACCGGCAGCAUAGUGAAAAUAUGCGGUGGCUAUCUUCAAGAGAUAAAGAAUGCUCGAGAGGAUAUCAUUGCUUUACAGCGAUCGAUUACGGGCCUUGAAGGGACUGUUCGGAAACUCUUUGAGUUUCUUCAAGGCCUUCCUGCCACAAAGCUUCCCACUUCCUCGUUGCUAGUCAAUAAUGUUACCGAUUGCCUCUCAGACCUCGAGGCCCUGGAAAAUAAGAUUGAUCCCGGGAAUGGAAAGGGUAUGAUGAGAAGACUCGGAUUUCGAGCAUUCAAAUGGCCUUUGAAACGCACAGAGGUGGAUAAAAUCAUCCAUGGUCUCGAGAGAUAUAAAUCUUCUUUCACCUUAUCGUUGCAGAUUGACCAAACAGCUCUCCUAGCCGGUGUGGCUUGGAGUGCAGAACUUAUCCACCAGGGUUCUGGUCUUGAUAAAUUGCCGAUCGCUGCUGGCGCUGAAUUUGACUCAUAUAUGGAUCAACAUGAGGAUGAAUGUCUUCCGGGUACCCGAACAGAGCUCCUUCGCCAGAUCACAGAAUGGGCCAUGUCAUCGCAAGGUAAAUGCAUAUAUUGGCUAAAUGGUAUGGCAGGGACAGGGAAAUCAACUAUCUCCCGAACUGUGGCAAAAUCCUUGAAAGAGGCAAAUCUCUUAGGAGCAAGCUUCUUCUUUAAGAGGGGAGAGGGGAGCCGAGGUAGUGCUACAAAGCUUUUUCCAACAAUUGCAAGACAGUUCGCGCUUAGCUUUCCUCAACUCAUCCCUGGCAUCCAAAAGGCUAUCAGUGACGAUCCCGACUUUGCAGCGAAGUCGUUAAAGGAGCAAUUUGACAAGUUGCUUCUCCAACCACUUUUUGACUUGGGAAAAUCCACUAGGCAGUUACCGACCACCGUCAUAGUGAUUGAUGCCUUAGACGAAUGUGAAGUUGAUAAUGACAUACGGAUCAUUCUCCAAUUACUACCGCGGUUACGGGAACUAAGCACUGGGCCCGUCCGCGUUUUCUUGACAAGCCGACCCGAUCUGCCUAUUAAGCUCGGAUUCUCGGAAAUUCAACAUAUAGACUAUCAGGAUCUAGUUCUCCACGACAUCCCUGAAGCUGUUAUAGCACACGAUAUAUCUUUAUUCCUUAAUUCGAGACUUUCAAAUAUCAGGAAACAACGAUCUCUACCAGUCGACUGGCCUAGUGGUACUGAUGUCCAAGCACUUGUGACAUUAUCUGUCCCACUCUUCAUCUUCGCUGCGACCGUUUGUCGCGUCCUUGAGGAUCCCCAGUGGGAUCCCGAAGAGAGUCUUACCGAGAUACUCACUCAUCGGGGCGACAGAUCUCAGUUGGACAGGACGUAUCUACCUGUGCUCAAUCGAGUACUCAACAACCAAAGCGAAAGGCAGAAAAUCCAGCUAAUUCAGGAGUUCCGAGAAAUUCUCGGUAUAAUAGUAGUGCUUGAAAGCCCGCUCUCUGUCUGCUCACUUUCAACACUCACCGGUCUCUCAGAGAACCUCAUCAGCCGAAGGCUGAACUCACUGCAUUCAGUUAUCCGUGUACCUGAAAAGAAGACAAUUCCAUUGCGUCCUUUCCAUCUCUCAUUUCGAGACUUCCUUCUUGAUCCGGAGUCGCGUGACAAGACUCCCCUAUGGGUGGAAGAGAAUGAGGUUCAUAAAAAUUUAGCCACAAAAUGUAUUUCUGUUUGUUAUAAAUUAAAACGAAACAUUUGCGGACUCACAAGUGACGGCACCCUGCGUUCGGAGAUUGACCCUCAGAUUGUUAGCAGCUGUCUUCCUUCAGAAUUGCAAUACUCCUGUCGCUUUUGGGCACAGCAUCUGAUGCAAAGUCAAGACCGAAAUUGCCUGAUUCAAGAUGCAUUCAUAUUUCUGCAGAAGCAUUUCUUACACUGGAUGGAAGCAAUGAGCGUUCUAGGACUUGUAUCUGGAGUUGUGAGAAUUAUUGAUCUAUUGCAAACCAUGGCAUUUGACGGAGAAAAUCCCGAAAUAGCGGAAUUUGUGCACGAUGCAAAGCGCUUUGCUCUUAAAACCCGACAAAUAGCUGAUAAUGCGCCCCUCCAAAUAUAUUGUGCAGGACUCAUAUUUGCGCCCCGGAUGUCAAUCAUACGCAAGAAGUUCGAAAGUGAACUCCCGGACUACAUAUGCAGGCUUCCAGAUGUCGAAGAUGCAUGGAACGCGGAACUGCAGGUUCUCGAGGGCCAUUCGGACUGGGUUUUUUCGGUCUCAUUCUCCCCUGAUGGAAAGAGAAUUGCCUCCGGCUCUAGUGAUAAUACUAUCCGACUUUGGGAUCCCGUUACUGGUACUUUGCAGCAGACUAUAGAGGGUCAUUUGGAUUGGGUGCGGUCAGUUGCAUUCUCCCCAGAUGGUCGAGUGUUAGCAUCUGGUUCUAGUGACAAUACUGUCCGACUCUGGGACUCUGCCACAGGGGCCUUGCAGCAGACGCUCGAGGGCCAUUUAGGCUCUGUUUGGUCGGUGGCAUUCUCUCCUGACGGCCGGAUACUAGCAUCCGGAUCAUUUGAUCAGACUAUCCGACUCUGGGAUCCUAUUACAGGCGUUUUACAGCGGACAUUCAAGGGCAUUUUGGACUCAAUCUGGUCAUUGGCAUUCUCCCCAGAUAGCCAAGUAUUAGCAUCUGCUUCACGUGAUAAUACUGUCCGGCUCUGGGAUCCUAUCACAGGGUCCUUGCAGAGAACGCUCGAAGGCCAUUCAGGUUCAGUUUGGUCAGUGGCGUUCUCUCCCAAUGGUCGCAUGCUAGCUUCUGGCUCUAGUGACCAGACUAUUCGACUCUGGGAUCCUACCUCGGGAAUCUUGCAGCAGAUACUUGAAGGCCAUCAAGAGGGGCUUCGGUCAGUGACGUUCUCCCCUGAUAGCCGGAUAGUUGCAUCUAGCGAUAAUAAACCAAUUAUCCGGCUCUGGGAUCCUGCUACAGGGACCUUACUGCAGAAACUUAAAGGUCAUUCAAAUUCAGUGUGGUCAUUGGCAUUCUCACCAAACGGUAGAUUGCUAGCGUCAGGCUCUUAUGAUCAAACUGUGCGUAUUUGGGAUUCCACCAUGAGUGGCCUAAAUCAGACCCUCGAAAGUCAUUCCGGGAUACUUCGGUCGGUAGUUUUCUCCCCUGACGGCAAGUUGCUUGCAUCUGGCUCCGAUGAUUAUACUGUGCGGCUCUGGGAUCCUAUCACAGGUGACCUUAAAUGGAAUCUUAAAGGCCACGUAGGCUCUGUUUUAUUGGUGUUGUUCUCACCAAAUAGCCAGCUACUCGCGUCUGGCUCUACAGACCAGACUGUACGGCUCUGGGAUUCCUCCACGGGCAAUCUACAUCGAAUCCUCGAAGGCCAGUUUGAUUGGCCUCGGUCAAUAGUCUUCUCGCCUGAUAGUCAAGUACUUGCCUCUAGCUUUGAUGAUCAAACUAUCCGGCUUUGGGAUACUACAACAGGUGCAUUAUUAUAUAAACUUGAGGGUCAUAUAGAUUGGCUUCGGUGUUUAGCAUUCUCCCCUAAUGGCCGGCUACUUGCAUCUGGCUCUGAUGAUUGGAGUGUGCGGCUCUGGGAUAUCUCAACAGGAGCUUUACAACAGACACUAGAAGGUCAUACUGACUGGGUUCGAUCGGUAUCAUUCUCCCCUGACGGCUCGCUGUUAGCUUCCAGCUCUUAUGAUCAGACUGUGCGUCUCUGGGACAUUGCAACUGGCCACUUCCAGCGUGCUAUACAGGGUCAUUCAGGUCCAGUUCGGUCAGUUACAUUCUCAUGCGACAGCCGACUACUGGCAUCCGGAUCUAGCGAUCAGACUGUGCGACUUUGGGAUCCUACCACGGGUUGUUUGCAGCAAAUCAUAAGGUCUUUUGGAGUAGUCACGGAUUUGGCAUUUUUUGGCGAUUCAAGACUUGAUACCAACCUUGGAUGUCUUAACAUUCGUUCGUCGAACGGCGACUGUAACUCUAACCUCGAUCAGACGAGUCUCGAGAUAUUUAUAAGGGAGAGUCAGUGGAUAACGAUGAACGGCGAAAAAGUCAUAUGGCUUCCUCCUGAAUUCCGACCCAUUUGUUCGGCCAUUAGAGGCAAUACACUUGCUCUGGGGCACGCAUCAGGUAGGGUUUCAUUCAUAGGAUGUGACAUACAAUAGAGUUCAAGCAACGGUCUUUACCUGUCUUC
This is a messenger RNA of Aspergillus candidus, 4331 nucleotides long. Its product is annotated as NACHT and WD40 domain protein. Gene Ontology annotation, molecular function: U6 snRNA binding; U4 snRNA binding; protein binding. Bases 142 to 4302 code for a protein of 1386 amino acids. Gene Ontology annotation, cellular component: U4/U6 x U5 tri-snRNP complex. The record is from RefSeq and is a predicted model, not a curated record. Lineage: Eukaryota; Fungi; Ascomycota; Eurotiomycetes; Eurotiales; Aspergillaceae. The transcript has 3 exons. Gene Ontology annotation, biological process: mRNA splicing, via spliceosome.